Paramuricea clavata is the source of this 1229-nucleotide messenger RNA. The record is from the annotation of a GenBank genome assembly. Lineage: Eukaryota; Metazoa; Cnidaria; Anthozoa; Malacalcyonacea; Plexauridae.
AUGAUGCAAGGAAUAGCGGACAGUUUGAUCAUAUCUGGCAGUAUCGAAGGUGUGAAUUGUGACAUGGUGAUAGAUACGGGAUCUAACAUUACAAUUUUGAGACCGGACGUAUUGGGGCGAGUUUCGAAAGACGUAGACAUUGAUGUACAGCCAGUAGACAGUUUAUUACGGACAGUAACCGGUGAAACAACACCAGUACAAAGUCGUGGUAAGCUCGCUUUUCAAGUUGGAAAUUUGAAAGUCGUACAUGAUGUAUGGAUUGCAGAUGUCGAGAACGAGUGUAUUUUGGGACUAGACUUUCUGAUUUCGAAUGACUGUGUUGUUGAUGUACAAGAAUCCUGUUUGCGUAUUGGCCCAGAAGAAAUUCGAUUCAAGGGGAUGACAGCCACAAAGAAAUCAGUUUGUCGCAGAGUGAUGGUUGCUGAAACAUGGUUGGUUCCACCGAAGAGCGAAGCGAUAACUCCAGGAAUGCUGGACGGUGAUGGUAGUUCUGAAGAAGGUUGGGGAGAAAUCAGCCCUAGCAAGGAACCAGGAUUGUCCAGUGAUAUUCUCGUAGCAAGGACGGUUGUAGAUAUUCGUAAGCCCAUAUUUGCUGUAAGAGUGUUAAACAUGUCGGAUGAUGAACGAAUAGUCCGUGAAGGUACAGAUGUUGCUAGUUGUGAAAUCAUCGACAGUGUGACCGUGGUGGGGAAGACUGAGCUUGGAAGUCGUGAAGCGAGUGAUGAGUUACCUGAAGUGGUAAAGAAGCUUUAUGACCGUAGUUCCGGAGGUUUGGACGAUUCACAAAAGAGUCAGUUGUAUUCGUUGCUGGUGGAAUUUAAAGAUGUGUUUUCAGAAAGUUCAGGUGACAUAGGGAGAACAUCUUUAACUUCACACAAGAUUGACACUGGUAACCAAAAACCGAUCAAACAACAACCGCGGCGUCUACCACUGGCGAAGGUGGACAUUGCACAAGAGGCGAUUAAAGGAAUGCAUGAGCAAGGAAUUAUCGAACCUUCAAGCAGCCCCUGGACAGCGCCUAUUGUCUUGGUGAAGAAGAAGGACGGCACAAACAGGUUCUGCGUUGAUUACAGAAAGUUGAAUGAUGUGACGAAGAAAGAUUCCUACCCGCUCCCUCGAAUCGAUACGACACUUGACGCGUUAGCUGGCUCGAAGUGGUUUUCAACUCUGGACAUGAAGAGUGGUUAUUGGCAGGUGGACUUGGAACAAUGUGACAAAGAAAAAACGGC